CUUGCCCUCACCAGUUUAACUUCACCAUGGUGACUGGCGCCCCUCCAAUUAGUCCCAAACUAUGCGGCAUCAGACUGAUUAAACAAAUUACGAGUGUUACAAUGAUCGGGUGUUAAUAUUGCUGGCUGUUAACGCAGGUUCAGUUUCUGUACCAAUUCACGCUGCUGAUGCGUCCUCAUGACAUUUGACGGUCGAGAUAGAUGAGGAAGAGAGAUGGAGGGAUUUUUUGUGCUUUUGUUGUCCCCCUCUUCUACUCCUCUUUUCUCCCUGCGUUGCUGUCAAACCUCUUUCGUGAACUUUCGGUACUGAUAGGACGACAUGAUCUCUGUAUUAAAUCGCGAUCAUUACUGACCAUGUUCGCAGACCUGGAUGCCAGCGGCUUUGGAACACCAUUGUCUUCUGAGCAAGUGAUAUGCAUUCAGGGGCGUCCCUAUGCAUCCCCUGAGCUGAAAAUACUGGCUCCGUAUCCCUCCUUCCCCAAUUGAAAAUUGAAGCUUGCCACGACUCAGCUUCGGCGGGACUCAUAGAAAGCUGGGGUGUGCGGUCAGAGUUCGAUAUCCAAGGGGC
Molecule: messenger RNA, 567 nt
Organism: Pseudomassariella vexata
Lineage: Eukaryota; Fungi; Ascomycota; Sordariomycetes; Amphisphaeriales; Pseudomassariaceae
Exons: 1
Coding region: 201-485 (94 amino acids)
Source: RefSeq, a predicted model, not a curated record